AUGUCCCAGGUCGACAUCAUCGCACAAGCGAAGGCACAGAUCGCUGCCAAGCUCGCUGCCAUGAGAGCUGGAAACGCCAGCGCCGCGUCUCCAUCUUCAGCUCCUGGUAUUGACAUGGCAGACCUGCAACGGCGUGUCGCCGAAGCGAAAGCCAAAGUUAGUGGUCGAGUAAGCGCCUUAGGGGCUAGACAUUUCGAGGAAGCUGGGCGAUCCGAAGCCGGUGGCAGUGGUCUCAAAGUCGGUCUCCACCCUGCUCUCAUGGGUGAUAUCACCACAACCCAAUCCAAGAAGCGGAAAGUGCUCAAAAUUUACGACACUCCCGACGAAGACCUCUCCCAAAAUUCCUACUUCGAUCCCUCCCUCGGCGCAAACCCCACGAAAUCCCGCGCGGGGCGGUCAUUCGAGUUCGUCGAGCACGGACGGUAUAUCCAGCAAGCCGCCGCUCUCCGGCAACAAGCCCGUCUCGAAGAACUCAAGCGGAGUAUCGCCGCGACUGCACGAAAGGCAGGGUUCGAAGACGAACUCGAUACUUCUGAAAAUGCGUUCAGGAAGGAGGAGCCGCCUGAAGUGGAGUGGUGGGAUCAAGGUCUCGUGACGGACAAGAGCUACGACGAGCCUUUCAAAAUCGCUGGCCCGGAUUCGAUUGUUACGCUUUAUGUCCAGCACCCUAUCCCGAUUCCUCCGCCUGGGGAGAAGCCGGUUCCCGCUCGACCGCUCGUGUUGACGAAGAAGGAGCAGAAGAAGAUUCGACGGCAAGCACGCGCUGAACGUCUAAAGGACAAACAAGAUCAACAGCGUCUUGGAUUGAUCCCGCCUGAUCCGCCGAAGGUCAAGUUGAACAACUUGAUGCGGGUACUCACCUCCGAGGCGGUAAAGGAUCCCACGGCUGUGGAGCGUGAAGUCCGCCAACAAGUCGCCGCAAGAAAAGAGGCACACGAGCAAGACAACGAGGAACGCAAACUCACCCCCGAUCAGCGCCGAGAAAAGGUUUUGGAGAAACUGGAGAAAGACGGGGAUAAGGGUAUCCGCUGCGCCGUAUUCAGAAUCGAGUUCUUGCCACCAGGAUCGAAUAAGUUUAAAGUGGAAGUCAACGCAAAUCAACACGGCCUCACCGGUGUCGGCAUCCUCAACCCCUCCUUCAACCUCGUCAUCGUCGAAGGCGGUCCAAAAUCCGUCAAAAAGUACAAACAUCUCAUGCUCGAACGAAUCGACUGGACCGAUGCCUCGAAAAACGCUCCACUGCGGGAAGACUUAGAUGGAGAUAUGGAGCAGGAUUUGACGAAGAAUAGGUGUGAGUUGGUGUGGGAAGGGGACUUGAGGCAGAGGAAUUUCAGGAUGUGGAAGUAUAGGAGGUGUGAGGAUGAGCAGACGGCGAGGGAGGUGCUUACAAGGGGGAACUGUGUGGAGAUGUGGACGACGGCGAAGGCGUGGGGCAAGAAUGCAGCUGCACGAGUGGUCUCGUCUCAGCCAAGUACAACCAACUCGAACACCCUCAGCUGUCAACGUCCUAUGUCAACAGAUCAAUCAGCUCAGGAUGACUCUUACGCAUUCGGUCCCCUUCUCGACAUCCUAGAUCCUCUAAAGCAGAUCAUCUCCUCAACCUCCACACCAACGAUCACCUCCUACCUCUCCCGCCUAACGAGCAUCUCCCUUCCCUCCCUCGCAAACGAACAACAAGCACUCGAAUCAGAAAAAGCCUCAUUAUCAGCAACCCUCAAGAGUUCAGGCCAACGCGACCACGACGCAUUCGUCUCAGCCGCAGAUCACGCAGACGCGUACCGCACAAGCUACGAGACCCUCUCCACCGGCGUCGACGGUCUUUCAAAGCAAUGUACGAAACUAGGCAAUGCAGUAGGGGAGUUCAACACCUUCGCUUCCGCGCAAUCAACCGAGCGAACCCGCGCAUCCCUCCUCCUCUCAAACCACGACAGACUACUCGAUAUCCUGGAGAUGCCGUCGCUGGUCGCGACAUGCGUACAAAACGGGUACUACACCGAAGCGAUGGAUCUCACCGCCCACGUCCGGCGACUAUCUAUGCGAUUCUCGGAGCAUCCCCUACUAGAGGAGUUGGUGAAAGAAGUUGAUUCGAGUAUGGAGGACAUGGUAUCAAACCUGCUCACUCUCUUGCGACAAUCUAUCAAACUACCCACCGCGAUCAAAGUCAUAGGAUAUCUCCGGCGAAGUACACAAUUAACGGAUCCAGAACUGCGGUAUAUCUUCCUGUUGUCGAGAUGGAAGCAUUUGGAGGAUAUGAUUGGGACACUGAAACCAUUGCAAAAUGAUUCAGCAAGAUAUAUGAAGAGAUACGUGGAGCUUAUUCGAGAAUACGGGUUUGCGAUAUUCAUGCAAUACCGCUCCAUCUUCCCCGACGACACCGCCGUCGACGGCUUGUCAUCACACGGCGAUGGUACUGGUCUGGUGGAACGGACUUUCGCAAAGAAUCUCCUACCGUCAUUCGCGCAAAACCUCGUUACCUCGAUCCGCGAAACACUAGAGGAACACGUCCCUCAGAUGACAGACACAGGUGGACGGCAAUCUCUACUAACGCAAUUACUCUACUGCGCACAAAGUCUUGGGAGAGUAGGUGUGGACUUUACUGGCGCCUGUGUGGACGUCUUCGGCGAUGAAUGGGUUGAGGGCGUCAAGAAUCAUGCAGCGAUACAAGCGAGGCUCAGUGGUGGUAGUGUUGCGGAGAAGAUAUAA
Messenger RNA from Saitoella complicata NRRL Y-17804, 2703 nucleotides. RefSeq names its product PRP3-domain-containing protein. Bases 1 to 2703 code for a protein of 900 amino acids. NCBI's taxonomy places the organism in Eukaryota, Fungi, Ascomycota, Saitoellomycetes, Saitoellales, Saitoellaceae. The transcript is spliced from 3 exons. Gene Ontology annotation, cellular component: COG complex; U4/U6 x U5 tri-snRNP complex. Gene Ontology annotation, biological process: mRNA splicing, via spliceosome. The record is from RefSeq and is a predicted model, not a curated record.